CGAAUCUGACGAGAAUGCACACGCAAAAUGUAGCAAUAUCGAAGGUGCUAGGAAAUAUUGUCCGACCAGAUGGAAAACCCUUGAAAAAUGGUUUACGGAAGCCAGAUCGGUUAUGAGUAUGCUGUACCCUAAAAUUACCGACAUGUUUUACUUCGCUGGAGACAAACACUCAACACCCAACUGUCCUGUAGAACUAAGACCAGACCUGAACCCAUCUAGCGGUAUACAGAGCUACGACGGAAGUGAUGCAAUGUGCACAAAGCCUGCCCAUUACAACAUUCCUUUCUUCCUAGACAGACUGGGGCCAAGGUUUUCUGAGUGGAGUAUCAACGCCCACGAGGCUCGUCCGGGUCACCAUAUCCAGAUCCAAGGGUAUAGAGAGCACUUUGAAGACACCUGUGGAGGUCCAAUUGGUUGGUUAAGCUCCAAGACAUACUACACGGCGUUUUUGGAGGGAUGGGGUCUAUAUGCUGAGAAUCCAUUAAUAUCAAACGAUACUGAUGUCUACGAUGCGAGACCAUUGAAAAAGUAUGGUAUGCUGAAAUGGCAGAUCUGGCGAGCAGUAAGAAUGAUCGUAGACACAGGACUUCACUACACAGGAAUGAAAAGAGACGAAGCUAUCAAGUUAUUCGUCGAUAACGCUUGGGAUGACUCUGACUUCACUCGUAAAGAGGUAACACGUUAUCAGAGCUGGCCAGGCCAGUCGACCGCGUACAUGGUGGGCAGGAUAGCCCUUCUAAAAAACAGAGAUCAUGCAAAAACUGCUUUGGGCAAAGACUUCGAUCUCAAAGACUUCCACUAUCAGGUAUUGAGUCAAGGUUCUUCACCACUCGCCUUUCUUGAAGAACACAUCGAAAAUUAUGUCGAAUGCGUCAAAGAACCCAAGAAGGAAGGCUGUUCUGAAAUCCUUAACCCGCCCAAAAGGGGAAAGGCAAAGAGUACCGAUGACAAGUCUGCAAAGAAUUUGCAGUCCUUUGAGGCCUACAGGCAUUAUGCUUGAAAAGAAGAAUAUUCCAUA
Molecule: messenger RNA, 1018 nt
Organism: Pocillopora verrucosa
Lineage: Eukaryota; Metazoa; Cnidaria; Anthozoa; Scleractinia; Pocilloporidae
Source: RefSeq, a predicted model, not a curated record